This is a messenger RNA of Cucurbita maxima (winter squash), 1098 nucleotides long. RefSeq names its product autophagy-related protein 8C-like. Lineage: Eukaryota; Viridiplantae; Streptophyta; Magnoliopsida; Cucurbitales; Cucurbitaceae. The transcript has 7 exons. Gene Ontology annotation, biological process: cellular response to nitrogen starvation. Bases 294 to 665 code for a protein of 123 amino acids. The record is from RefSeq and is a predicted model, not a curated record.
GUUCGGUUUGGGCCACGAAUUUGGGCCACAAAUUUGGGCCUGUUUUAAAUGGACGGUCCAGGUAGAGUGAUGACUUGAGAAAGAAUAGGCAGGCUUCUACGUGUUUGAACUGGAAGGAGGUUCCUCCGUCUACGGAACUGACGAGUGAUGAUCAUGGAGUCUCUGUAAAUUCUGCUUUCAUAUUAUCCAAUUCUUCUGCCGAUUCAUCACUCGAAUACUGACGUUCCAAAAGCUUGUUUUUGAUCUUCUGUUCGGCUGGCGAUCAAUCUUAGCGUCAGAUUCUAAUUUCUUCCAUGGCUAGAAGCUCGUUCAAACUUGGAAUUCCUUUGGAAAAGAGACGGGCUGAAGCUGCUCGAGUAAGAGAAAAGUACCCGGAUAGAAUACCUGUGAUUGUCGAGAAAGCUGGGAGGAGUAACAUUGUUGACAUUCAUAGGAACAAAUACCUCGUCCCUGAUGAUUUAAAUGUUGGACAGUUUGUUUACGUUGUUCGGAAACGGAUUAAGCUUAGUGCUGAGAGAGCUAUAUUUGUAUUUGUGAAGGACACUCUACCUUCAACUGGUGCUUUGAUGUCUGCAAUUUAUGAGCAUUAUAAGGAUGAAGAUGGGUUUCUUUACAUGUCAUACAGUGGAGAAAACACUUUUGGUGGGUUCCUUGGAGGACAAUGAUACAUUUACAUGGAUGUUGUGACAAAUCUACCUAAUUUACUUGGAGCUUUUCUUGCGAGGGUUAAUGAUCCACUUGAUGCCGUUAGAUAUUCCACUUCCUAUCUUUUUGGCACCAGCCACGGUCGCCGCCAUGGCUUUUGCUAUUCCAGCCUUAGAACCAGCCUUCUUGUCCGAGCCCUGGCCCCCUUUGGCUUUACUGCCGUCGUCUUCUUCCAUGGCGCCUAUGCCUCCAGCUCCCCAUUGGUCUGCCCAGCUUGGUGCUUCUGCAGCCAUGGUUUCUAAUUCCAACCAAUACAACAUCAAAUUCACUGUCUAUCCAUUAUUGGUGUUGAAAGUAACAGCAACCAAAUUUAUGCCUAAAAAAACUAAUUCAUGUUCGGAUGACCAUUGAAUUUACCCAGAUUAGUAAAGCGAACAGAAAGUUACAACUUUC